UCCUUGGUCAAGGCGUGGGAGGCAAACAAACGCCAUAUGAGAGCCAUUUCCAACACCAAGGCUCUCGCAAGCUAUGGUGUCCGAAGGGAAAUGACCUUUCGGCUCGAUGCGAUUCUCACGAUGUGGCACCGUGGGUAUUUCCAGCCCAACCAGAACCCCCACAUAGGACAGCGGGUUUGGAACCUGUCAUCCGCGUCUGAGUUGACAGAACACUUCCCUUUCUGGGCAGUGUCAACUCGAGAUAUCAACGCGCUCAUGUUCACCCAGGCCGCAAGACUUGUUCUUCCACUGGAUCAUUUGUUUCAAGAAGCUGCUCUCAAUUCCACGGUCUCCUCACCCGGCCUCAUCCUUGCAUUCUAUACUGCCCAACUUUUUUGUCGGAUUCUCACUUAUACCCUCACCAGCGAGCAGCAGUUCCCGUACGACAACUGGAUCUGGCUUCCGCGAUGGAGGGUACAAAAUCGCCAGGCUCGCCAGACCAGAUCGUUACUGGAGCGGCAGGGCCUCGGGGUGGAUGUAUCCAUUAGAAACUCUGGAAUGCUCUGGAUCCCCCGAGAAUGCAUGGACUGGUAUGGCGGGCACAUUGCACUGGACACCCUGAUCCAGCUCUAUAUACCUCGGAAUCCCUUCCAGCGAGGCCUUCUAUCUCAGAUGAAUGUGCAGCGCCUUACCGCGUCUAAGGUCACCAUCGAGCUAUCUUUGAGGCAGUUACUUCAGCAGGCCCGGUCCGAAUUCGAUCACGGCCGUCGCCACAGGGCAGAUGAAGUUGUUGAAAGAAUCAUUCUGCUGAUUACCGAAGAGGUCGCUCGAGCUUACCACCAGCAUAUGCUUUCCAAGCUGCAGCUGCACUGGGGAAGGCUUCGCCCUCAGGUAGGACACAGUGUUCUGUCCAGUCUUAAGCGUCUGCAGCAAAGCGAAGAGGAGUCCGCGAUGCAGGUCGGCCGCAUCGUUACAGCUCAGACGAUAUGGGAAAUUUACGAUGAGGCUUGGACUGGUUACAUUCGAACUCAGCCUGUUACUGACCCCGAAGACAUGCCGAGAGAUGUACCUUGUUGGAUGGCAACGCGCAAGUAUCUGCCACCGGACGACAGCUGGUCCAAUUCUGUCUUCCAGCGCCUCUUUAACUGUAAGAGUAUUUCAUCUUGGAACGGCCUCUACUUCCUUGACCUUUAUCGGAGGUUUAAGGGGCUCUGGGAAAUGAUCGAGGGUUAUGCGGGCCCAUUUGAUGAACGAUUCAGUCGCACUAUUGGCGACUACAUCAUGGUUACAUUCAACAGUGAUCAAACCAAGGAAGUCGCUACUGAUCGGAGGCCUGGGACUUGGUAUCAAAGAGCAACAUUCUUUCGGAUACAGUACUGGGCUCCCUACUUCUCACCGCCUAAAUGUGCUUCGCUUUCCUCCUGGAGCUCAGUCGAUGAUUAUCAGCAUCGGAAUCCUGGCCUCCCACCAGCUACGAUCUCGAGAGCUAUCAACGCCAUGGAGUUCCAGAACCGUUCUAAUACUUUCACACAACUAUGGAUGCGGUUGAUCAUUCAACACGAUCAGCUACGCGAGGCCAAACCCAGGGAGAGGAAUCGGAUCUGUAAACAAGCUAUGGAGUGCUUAGUAGAUCUUAUCGGCCCCCAAUGGAGCUAUCAGGGCGAUUUGGCAUUUGUACUGCCCUGGAAGUUUUCUGAGUCAACGGUGGGAGGCGGACAGCGCGAGGACCCAUUCCGUUUUCCCAUUCUGACAACAUCUGCCCGCUUCUCGACCAAGCCCGGUCAGCCUACGAUUCUGUUACCAUCCCGCCAUAAUGUCAUGGCUCUGGUCGGUGCAAUUGAAUCCCUUCCUCGACUUAAUCAGACAGUCCUUCGGCGAGCCACAUGGAUCCGCGAGUGCAAGUAUUCGCCUGCUCAACGGCCCUCCGUCGAGCGAACGCGUCUCCGCGUCCAACGACACCGCGACCAACAGCACCUUGUAAGGGUACAACAACUUGUUCAGGAGGUUGCGGUCACUCAAGAGCUGCCACCUACCGUCAAAUUCUCUGCCCUGACCUUACGUGAUGAUUCAACCCCAUCAUCUCCUCCCGCCCAAAUCCAGUCUUGGUCGGGUGACAUAUCAGACGACCAAUCUGGUCCCGAGCCCGAGCUUGAGACAGCUCCCUUCCCCUCAUCUCCAACUGCUUCGCCCAUGCAUAUCGAGGAUGACGAUGGUGAUAACUCCGAGGGCUCCACGUCCGAUAUCAAUCCCGUGUCACAACCGACGACCUCAGCACCAUCAUCAUCGCCCGGCCUUCCUCGGCAAGACGGUCGGUUAUCCCAGCCGAGAAGUUCUCUUUCGUCAACAUCAGACUCGCCAGACUGGUUCGUCCCAUCAGUCUCGCCUUCACUUGGGCCCGAGGGUCCAAUCCUCGACGGCUUUCUCCAAGCGAUCCACGACCGGGAUACUGCCGGCGGCCCCGAUUUUCUACGCGCGAUGAGCGAUGUGUAUGAUCGCGUACUUCGUACUUUCUUUAGCUGUCAAUGCGACUGCCCAAAUUCACGCGAGCUUGCCGAACCCGAAGACGCCCACACUCUCCAGGAACGAGUUGAGCGUCUCAGCCAUUCCCUCCCUCCCUUGCCGGCCGUCUUCGCGGAGCGUGAUAACGCAUGUGAUCCUCGCGCCUCUUUCCCUCACUGGCAAAGCUUCCUCUCCGACCAACCUGCCGAGCCGCUCUCUUUCCGCAAGACACAAACUUCCCUCUCCCAGAACUCUGUAACCAUCGCGCGACAGUGGGAUGUCGACAGCAUCUGGUUCGGGGCUAAGAGCCUAUCAGCUAUUCGAGCCCCCAACCAGUUUCGACUCUCUUUUUUCCCACCUCAAGAGUAA
Messenger RNA from Ilyonectria robusta, 2847 nucleotides. RefSeq lists its product as uncharacterized. The coding region runs from base 37 to 2847 and encodes 936 amino acids. The record is from RefSeq and is a predicted model, not a curated record. NCBI's taxonomy places the organism in Eukaryota, Fungi, Ascomycota, Sordariomycetes, Hypocreales, Nectriaceae. The transcript has 3 exons.